AUGGCCACAAAAAAGUAGUGUUUUUAUGAAGUUUUAGAGUUGAACAAAGACUGUACAUAUGAAGAAAUCAAAGCAGCUUAUAAAAAGUUUGCAUUAAAAUACCAUCCAGAUAAAAACAGGGAUAAACCAGAAGAAGCUAAGCUGAAAUUUUAAGAAAUUUCUGAAGCAUAUACAGUUUUAAGUGAUCCUGAUAAAAGAGCUACUUAUGACAAAUAUGGAACUAUUGAUGAAGAUGAAAUAGGAUUUGAUUAUGAUUAGUUUAUGUAGGAAUUUGAAGUAAAUGAUUUUGGUCACUUUAUGUCAGCAAUGAUGGGAGAUAUGUUCUUCACAGAAUUUAACAACUUUACACAUCGUGGUAGAGGUCAAAAGAAGAAAUAUGGAAAAAGAAGACAAAACAAUUAAGAUCCUUUCUCUAAUUUCUUUACAAUUAAAUUUAAUACUGGUGCUACUACAAAAUAAUAAAAAAAGCCUGAAGAUGAAGAGUGGGAAACUGACUCUGAAGAUGAAUCUAACAAGAAAAAGAACAAAGAUGAUGAAGAAAACGAAUGGACAGAUGAAGAAGAUGAAGAUGAAGAUUACAGUGAUGAAGAAGAUGAAGACUAAUAAGAUGAUAAAAAAGAUGAGUAAAAGGAAGGUGAAUAAAAAGAAGGUGAAUAAAAAGAGAAAAAAGAAGGGGAAGGAUAGGAAAAAAAGCCAAAGAAGAAAGUGAAGCCUUCUUCCGAUGAAAUAAAAAUGAGCGAUUUCAUGUAGUUUGGAAUGAUGGAUCCUUUUUCUAUGAUGAUGGGAUUAGAAUUUGGUGGUUAAAGCAACACAGAAAUGAUGGCUAUGUAUGAAUUUACUGCUUAAAAUAUUAAAAUGCUUAAAGGAGACAAGAUUCAAUGUAAGUUAUGUGAUGAAGACAUGGUUGAAGAAGAUGCAUGUGAUCAUUUCGAAAAUGAUCAUGAAGAAGAGUUUUAAGAAUUUAAAAAAGAUUUCAUGAAGAAAUUUGGUAAAAAAGGCAAGAAAAAUAAAUGA
Messenger RNA from Tetrahymena thermophila SB210, 1014 nucleotides. Its product is annotated as chaperone DnaJ. The record is from RefSeq and is a predicted model, not a curated record. The transcript is spliced from 8 exons. Lineage: Eukaryota; Ciliophora; Oligohymenophorea; Hymenostomatida; Tetrahymenidae.